This is a messenger RNA of Thamnophis sirtalis, 4157 nucleotides long. Lineage: Eukaryota; Metazoa; Chordata; Lepidosauria; Squamata; Natricidae. The record is from RefSeq and is a predicted model, not a curated record.
CUUACAUAUUAUGGAAACAAUUUCUCCUGAAUCUCAAAACCAAAGAGGGGUUUGGGGAAAGAUGCCAUCCUUUAUGUUUCCUGCAUCAAAAUUUGCACUUUGGAAUCCAGCUCCUAUUGGAGAAAGCACUGUUUGUCACCUAAGUUAUAGAAAUCCCAAAGUAAUAAUUGCUGAAAAAACACUGCGGCUUGCCCAUCGUCAUGCAAAGCAAAGUAGAAAAAAGCCAUUCACUUGUUUUUUAGUUGGCACCCUUGCAGUAGAUGAAAAUGGUGAACGUGUAUUGCUAACAGUAGACCGUUUUGAUCCUGGUCGUGAAGAACCAAAUGGUUUGGGAAAAAUUCCCAUAGCACCUCUUCCUGGAGACUUUUUCAUUCCAUGCAGAAUUGGUUGUUGGGAAUGUUCAUCAAAUGAUACUAUAGUACACACCUUUGAGGAUUUUAACUUAGCAUUUAAGAUACUGCAUCAGAAUCUGAGCAGACAAGAUUCUUUGGAACUUUCCAAACUGCUAACCUUAAGAGUUCACAUCUGUUCAAUGGAGAAUAUGGACAACUUAAAUUUUGAUUUUCACUGGGCAGCAGUUACAGUGGCCAAUGUUUUAAAAUGCACUCCUGUGAAGGCUAUCCCAAUAAUUCCUACAGCCCUUGCUAGAAACCUAAGUAGCAAUAUGAGUAUUGCACAUAUUCAAGGAACUUACAAAUAUGGGAAGUAGAACCUUCAGAUAAAUACCCUAUCCAGUUUGAACUGAACUCACAAAAUAUAAAUGCAGAAACAGAAUUCUUCAGCAAAAUUUCAAAAAACAUUUCCCUAAACAAUUUAUCCCUAGAUUGCUCACCCAAUAAACUUUCUGUCAGUGAUCAUGACUCUGGUGUGGAAGAUGAUGCAUCUCCAAGACCAUUUCCCCGUCCUCAUCCCAUCAAUCAACCGAUGACUGAGAUCCAUCCUUCAGUUCCUGAAUUGUCCAUUGUACUUGAAGGCAUCUCCAUAGAAUCUGUACCAACAUCUAAACAUGCUGUGAUUAAAAAUCAAUCUUCAUUUGUACACCAACCUGCUAAGAUGGCAUACUCUGUAGCGCAUGCUCCUCAGCACUCUCAGAGCUCUGAUGCUGGAAGACAGAUCUUUGCUUCGGGUGCCAGAGAGCCUCCUCCAAAGCAAGUACCAAAUCCUCUGAAACACAGGAUUGCAUCUUUAAAACCUUACAAAGGAAUGCAAUCUCCACUACAACUGCAGCCCAGCCCAGCUGGCUCGCAAGCUAAAAGGGGCUGCAUACCUACUUCUUCUCAUUCAAUAUCCUGUAAUGAACUUCCACAAAAUACAUCCCUGCAUCAAUGCACAAUUCCUUCUGAAAGACCCUUGGCAAAUAAUGAUGAUGUUCCACAGAAAGGAGAACUUUCUACUAAUGGCUUUUCGGCACAAAAAUCUAAUAAACCUCCUCUGGUUUCCCAGUAUCCCUGGCAUGCUUGUACACUAUCACCAUCUUACCUAGGAAGACCCCUGGGAGUUCGGGUACCAAUUCAAGGUCCGUCAUGUUGUUCUCCUUGUAUUUGCAACUGUCAGCAGUAUGGCCAUAUACAAUACAGUCCAGCAAAUGUUUGGCAAGGCAUAUGUAAUGACAGCCCUGAAAAUCAUUCAGGUCCUACCCAGGAGAGUACAAAAUUAAUGUUCCAUCAGAAUCAAGAAUACGUAAAUGGUUGCAAUCCAGGGUAUGCCGCAAGUAGCCAUAUUAAUGUAGGCCAUCAUGGAAUAAUAGGGAAUUGUUCUCCUGUUAAUAAUAACACAUCCGCUGCAGUAAGAAUGCCAUCUCCAGUAAAUCAUGGUAAUGCACAGCCAUAUACAACACAUUCAGCUUGUAUGAAUCUUCCUGCUACAAAUACAGUAUCAGAUAAUGAAAUGGUUGAAUUAUCUUCAGAUGUUUACAGAAUUCUUGGUGAACAGCAUAGGCAAAUCAAGCUGCUACAGGCUCAGAUCCAACAGCUUUUAGAGGCACAAACUCUUCAGUCCUGUGCUUCCAGAUCCCUAGAAAACAAUAGUGUACAGUCUGAGAAGCAAGUAGAAUUUGUUGCCAUGGAAACCCAGUCUUCUCCAGGGUUACACAUGAAGAAAAGUAUCAGCAUUGCAGUGAGUACAGGUGCCAGCUUGUUUUGGAAUACCCCUUUGGAAAACAAGAAAGAGUCUGUGAAAGAAGAUGAAGUUGAAAUUUCCAAUGAAGACAUCACUAUUUCUAUGAGUGCAGAAAAGGACAGUAGUCAAACAAGCAUUGCCUCUUCAUUAAAAGCUGUUGAUAUACCCAGCUUUGUUGAUAGUGUCCAUAUUGUUGAAGGAGGAACUAAUCAGUCUUCUGCAGGCCUGUGUAAUGGACCACUUGCCGUAGGAAUUGACCAAGCUUCACUGCAGAAUGAAAAUGGUAACAAAUGUUUGCAAACCAGUCCGUCAGAAGAAACUGACAAUAAUUUUGAACCAACUGAUAAACAAAAUUUUGACUGUGCCAUUACUACCCCACCAAAUGUAUCACCAGAUGAUCAAAAAAUGUAUCAGGAUUUAUUAGGUCAGGUAAAUCGAUUUUUGAAGGAAUCCUCUGAUGAAAGCAGUCCUUCUCUGAAAGAGGAUCUGAUUAAAGACGAAUACAUUUCAUCCUUAAAAAUAAACACGGCACAAAAAAGAAGCUCAACAUCAGACAUGGUCCUAAGAAAUAAAGAUAGUGUUCUGAAUGCAACCUUGAAGCAAUUAAGAAACCUUGGAGUAAAUUUUGAUUCUCCUGAGAAGAUGAGCAAUGUACACAAAGUGGAGAAUGCUGGUGUAUUGGCUUGCAUUAAUCCUGAAGCAAUAGUACCAGGACUAAACUAUAUCUCUUUUGCUAAUGUUGGUAUGAGUGGCUUAACUCCCACUGGAGCAGACCUGAGCAUAGAGGCAAAUGCUAUUGCUCUCAAGUACCUGAAUGAAAAUCAACUGUCACAGCUUUCUUUAAAUCAUUCAAGCCAGAGAAAUUCUGUGACUUCAUCUUUACAGACUCUCCUGCAAACAAAUACAGAGAAGUCUUUGAUGGGCCUUGGUUUAAUUUCACCUGGCAACAUGUCUUUUGCAACCAAGAGAUAUAUGAAGAAGUAUGGCCUUCUACAAAGCAAUGAUGGUAGUGAUGAUGAAGAAGAGCAACCAUCUGGGAACUACAAGAGCAAAGAGAGCUUAGAGUCUGUUCUGCACUUGGAUUUCAACCCUGUUUUAGAGGGCUUUGCUUCCUGGAAAGGCUAUUCUGAAAGAACUGGUGAGAAGCAGAUUAAUUUUGAUCCAACACAAACUGAAUCGUCUUGUCACCUGCUGCAUUCAGAAGGGCCCAUCUUAAGAAAUGUUACAAAUGCUGUUUUGCCACCAAGAAUCCUGCACCAAACUAAUGAACCUCCGCACCCUUUUUUAAAGGAUUUAAAGCCAAAAAUGAAACUUUUGCCUGGAGAAGCAGAAUUUACACAGCAUCCAGACAAAGAAAAUCUGAAUGUUCACAUUGUGACUGGAAUUCCACAAACUCCCUCUGUUGAUAAUUUAAAUCAAGCAGAAAAUGUUAACUUAGUAGGCACUUUUCUCGAUGUAAAACAACUCAGACAGCUCCCAAAGUUAUUCUGACUUAUUUACAAAUGACUGGCAUCCUCUUUUCUUCCUUUUCUUGUUCAGAAAAAUCAAAAGAUGCUGCUUACUAAAUAUAACUUAAUUUUUUUCUUGGCAAUCAAUAAAUGGGAGAGUGGUUCCUAAUUGCAUAUAGAGAAAUACAGCAGGUUGGGUCACACAAUAAAUGUAGGUCUUUAUGCAUAUUAGAAUAUAUUUACAUUCCAAAUGGUCAUUGAAUAUAAUCAGGAUACAACUGCUAUGUAGGGUAUUUUUAAAGAUGUUGAUUUAUUGUUUAUUAAAUGCAACAAGAAUGAAAUUGACCAUGGUGAAGCAGACAGUGAGUUUAAAGCAAGUUUGAUUUGAAGUGUUUACCAAUUUUAACUCUUAUUUUAUGAAUUUGAAAUAAAAUGUCCUAUGAUUAUUUGUAACAAAUGCAAUUAGGAAACAAAACUAGGGUGACAAAUAAUAGCCAUCUUAUGUGUUUGACUUGCUAUAAACACCAAACAUUAUAUUCUAUAGUUCCUGAUUUGUUUGUGUGCUGAAAUAAAAUUGCUAGACUAUUUUUG